Molecule: messenger RNA, 1505 nt
Organism: Achroia grisella
Lineage: Eukaryota; Metazoa; Arthropoda; Insecta; Lepidoptera; Pyralidae
Product: retinol dehydrogenase 11-like
Exons: 2
Coding region: 433-1494 (353 amino acids)
Source: RefSeq, a predicted model, not a curated record
GGCUAUCUGCUUUAUCAUCUAUAAUAAAAAAUACAGCGUAGCGACCUUGUUUAUUAUUAUUUAUAUAUUUCAUUUGUCGAAUUUUAUAAUUGUAGAGUAAACAAUAAUUACGUCUAGUGAAUUACGCCGUUGUGAAUACUAGUAUAGAUAGCAGAAUCCGGCGCUUCAAUACGCAGAAAUAAGUCGAAUUCCUCGCAGUAAGUAACACUACAGGUUUGCUCGUAAUCGUAAACAAACUAUUUUCGCGUGCACGCUAUAAGCUGUUAUCUAUUUUGCUUGUAGGAGUGUGAUGCUCAAUACAUUCAGACUCAGGACUAACGGUAAACAAAUACAAACGACGGUCGGAGAAAGCGUAUAACAUUUCCAACAGAGUGAAAGCCAGUAGUAUAGUGCAGCCGCGUCGCAUCACACAGACGAAAACAUAACCCCAAAAUGUCGUUCGCUGUUGCGACUCUGGUGAUUUUAACAACGGGAGCGGCUGUUUAUUGGUACAUGAACAGACAUAAACCAUUAAAGUAUAUACUGAGUGAACUGAGAUACACGUUGGACAUGCAGGGAGCGGGCGCGGGCGGAUUGAUCGACGACUGGGUGAAUUUGAGGAGAAAUAAAAUAGUGUUGCCAGCUGCGAACAGAAAGAUCGCUGUAGUGACGGGCGGGGCGCGCGGUAUUGGCACUGAAGUGAUAAGAGGAUUACUAAAAGCAAACAUGACGGUUAUCAUGGGCAUAAGGAAGCCGGAGUUGGUUAAAACGUUGUCCGAGACUAUGGAGAAUGGGGAAAAUUUAUAUGCCUUUCAACUUGAUUUACAGUCUUUAAAAUCUGUGAAACAAUUCGCCCAAAAUGUACUGAAAAAAUAUCAUGAGAUUCAUAUUCUAGUCAACAAUGCCGGAAUUAUGUUUGGUGAUUAUAAGUUAACUGAAGAUGGAAUUGAAACUCAAUUGUCAGUUAAUCAUAUUAGUCAUUUCUAUUUGACACAUUUAUUGUUGCCAGCAUUGAAAACUACAGGCAAAGUUGGGGAAGCUUCGAGAGUGGUGAAUGUUACAUCAUGUGCACAUUAUCCAGGAAAAAUAUAUUUUGAAGAUAUUAAUAUGAAUGAACAUUAUGAUACUACAGCAGCCUAUUCACAAUCCAAACUAGCACAGUUGAUGACCGCAAGAUACAUCAACAAGUUGUUGGAAGAAGAGGGUUCCCCUGUCAAGUGUUAUGCUGUUCAUCCCGGAAUUGUUAACACCGACUUAUUUGAGAAAACUUUAUUUAGAAAAUUCUUCCCAUGGGUGAUGAGAACGUUUUUCAAAUCACCAGAAAAAGGAGCUAUUUCUAUACUUCAUGCUUGUUUUAAUAAAGAUUUAGAAAAUAAUGGAGGUUUAUACAUUAGUAAUUGUAUAGAAGGUAUUAGCAGUAGAUACUCAAAAAACAUUGAACAUCAAAAGAAACUGUUUGUAAUCUCAUGUGAUUUAAUUGGUAUUGACAGUAAUGUGUAUGGAAAGAGUGUAUGAUGAUGUAUUUA